AUGGCACGCCUGGCCUCCCAACUGCAGGAGGAGGUGACCUGCCCCAUCUGCAUGGACAUUCUACAAGAUCCUGUCACCAUUGACUGUGGGCACAACUUCUGCCUGCAGUGUAUCAGUCAGGUUGGAAAAUCGUCGGAAAAUAUCCAGUGUCCUCUCUGCAAACUCUCUGUGAGUAAGAGCACGUUCAGGCCCAACAAGCUGCUGGCUAGUCUCGCAGAGAAGAUCCGGACUAUGGAUCCUUCUGACAUCCAAGCAGAAAAGGAAGACUCAAGAUGUCAGAGGCACAAGGAAAAGCUACAUUACUUCUGCGAGCAGGAUGAGGCGUUCCUCUGUGUGGUGUGUCGUGACUCCAAGGACCACAAGACCCACAAUGUCACCUUGAUAGAUGAGGCUGCCCAGAACUACAAGGUGCAGAUUGAGUCACAGGCCCAGGAUUUGGGGCAAAAGGACAAGAAAAUAAUUGAAGAGAAAAAACGAGGUGAAGGGGCAAUCUGGGCGUUCAGGGCCCAAGUGGAUCUAGAGAAACUAAAGAUCCUUGAGGAAUUCAAGCUCCUGCGCCAGAGACUAGAUGAGGAAGAGAGUUUCCUCCUGUCCAGGCUGGACUGGCUAGAGCAGCAGGGAGCCAAGCAGUUGAAACAAUAUGUCACUGUGACAGAGAAGCAGCUGAACUCACUAAGGAAGCUCACUAAAUCCUUGAAAAUAAGGCUGCAAUCACCAUCCAUAGAGCUACUAAAGGACAUUAAAGACGCCUUGAGCAGGGGUAAGGAAUUUGAGUUUCUCAACCCAAACCCAGUUCCUGAGGACCUGGAGAAAAAACGCAGUGAAGCAAAAUCAAGGCAUGAGACCAUCAUAAAAACCCUGACAGAACUCAAAGACAACAUGAAUGCCGAAGGGAAGAGAGAUAAAAGCGCAUUUGUGAACAGCCUGAAUAAAGAGGAAAGGGAGAGCUGGAGCCUGCUCCAGAAGAAUAACUCAGUGUUGUCCACCUCAGUCCCUGUGACCCUGGACAAGUCCUCAGCUGACCCAGACCUCACCUUUUCUCAGGAUCUAAAGAAAGUGACCUUGUAUAUUGUAGCUGGAAAAGCUUCCAAUAGGCAGGCAAAACCUCGACCAUUCUACCCUUUCCACUGUGUGAGGGGUUCCCCAGGCCUUUCCUCAGGCCGUCAGGUGUGGGAGGCAGAAAUCCAGGGGCCCUCGGGUGGGGCAUGCAUUGUGGGCGUGGCUACAGAGUUGGCGCGAGGGUCCCAGAUACAAAACGUGAAUGAACAGAGCUACAUAUGGGCACUGCGGAUCUCGCCCUCUGGAUGCCAGCCAUUCACCAAUUGUAAAGCCCAGGAGUCCCUCCAGGUCUGUCUUAAAAAAGUGGGUGUCUAUGUGAAUUAUGACUGUGGAGAGGUCGUCUUCUAUGAUGCUAUCACUAGAAAACACAUCUAUACUUUCCAAACUUCCUUUGAUGGGAAGGUCUUCCCCCUUUUCGGGCUCCAAGUUGCCUGCAGCCAUAUCACCCUGAGCCCUUAG
Molecule: messenger RNA, 1518 nt
Organism: Mus pahari (shrew mouse)
Lineage: Eukaryota; Metazoa; Chordata; Mammalia; Rodentia; Muridae
Gene: Trim31
Product: tripartite motif containing 31
Exons: 8
Coding region: 1-1518 (505 amino acids)
Molecular function (GO): zinc ion binding; protein binding
Source: RefSeq, a predicted model, not a curated record